AGAGAGAAAGGUAGAGAGAGUGGCAAUAAUAUAUAUAUAUGUAUAUAAUUUAUAUAUGUAAACAAAACCAAAAAGGGAAGAGAAAAGGCAAGGAAUAAUAAUAGAUUCACUCAAGUAAUUAUAUAAUUUUUUUUUAUUUAUUUGAAUUUUUUGUUGUACCCAACAAACACACGCUCACGCACACACACACACAUACACACAUUUACACAUACACAAACACACACAUACACACACGAAUACUCAUACAAUUAUAUAUAUUAUAUAUAUAUAUAUUUGUAUACAUGUAUACAUACGGGUAGAUAUUUUUUCUUUUACAUUUACAUGUGUAAAUAUGUAUCUUUACACAAGUAAAUAUACAUAUAUAUACACAUAAAAUAAUACACCAAUUUAUACACUCACAUACGCCUACAUUCAUAACGUAAUAUAUACUCAUAAGUAUAAAUAAGAAGCGUUUCCAGGCAGACACGUACAUAAACACACAUGGCAUAUAUAACACACAUAUUCAUCUCCAUACAUAACACAUAUAUACAGUCAGUACAACAUACGACAUAAUAGAGAGUUUUUUGAGACACAAAACAUCAAAGAAACAGUAGCACCCUGGGUUGUUUUGGUAUUGUUAUUACCAUGACAGAGAACAGUAAUGGAAGCGUGGUGGAUUGUGGGGUCAUUGGCCAGAAUAUACCGGCCGUCAAGGAGGUUAUUAAAUGUAGCAGUAUGGUGGUCAACACACGGACACAUCAUCACACGGACAAAAGUCAGUUAUCAGACAAGGCUUCGGCCUUCUCUAUAGCCGCGAUUCUCGGCGACAAGAUGCCCGUCGAUCGGAAGGACAAUAGUAACAGCAUAAACCACCACAACAGCAAUAACACCAUCAACAUCAUCAACAACAUCAACUGUGGUAUACCAACGACGACGACGACGACGACGACGACGCCGCCGUCGCGGACGUCACGGACGACGACGCCGACAUCGCCGGGGCCGUUAACAACGUCGACGUCAUCGCCGCCGCCGCCGCUGCACACGGCGACAACGACGACGCCGCCACCCCCGACGUUGUCACCGAAUUCUCGGCUACCGUCGUUGACGGCGUCGUUAGCGCCGACGUUAGUCGGUUCGACCUCGGAGUCAAUCAACUUGCGAUUAGGAAACACGUCACCCUGUGCCAUAGUUUCCCCACAUGUUUACGACAGCAGUACAGAUUUGCCAGAGAUGAAACUGGAGAGACUGGAUGUUGGUAGCACUACAAAUGGAACGAGUCGAAAUUCUAGCCCUAUAGACGUCGAACCAAAGUCACCGAAUCUCCGUCUUCCCAGUAGUAAUGGCAGCGUAGAAAUGGCAAACAUAACAUGUAUUUUAGAAACUAAAGAUCUGUGGAGUAAAUUUCAUGAUCUCGGCACGGAAAUGAUCAUCACUAAAUCUGGAAGACGUAUGUUUCCUACAUUGCGUGUUUCAUUCCGAAACACUGAUCCAGAUACCCGAUAUUCAGUGCUAAUGGAUAUAGUACCUGUAGACAGCAAAAGGUACAGAUACGCUUACCACAAAUCUUCUUGGCUAGUAGCUGGGAAAGCAGAUCCAGCAUUGCCCACCCGGCUAUAUAUGCACCCCGAUGGACCUCACUCAGGCUUAAAUCUACAAAAGCAGACAGUAUCGUUUGAAAAAUUAAAAUUGACCAAUAAUUUAUUAGAUAAGAACGGUCACAUCAUUCUAAACAGUAUGCACAAAUAUCAACCAAGAAUACAUAUUGUAAAGAAACGUGAUAAUAUAAACGAGACUACUUCCAUCACUAAUUUGGAUGCUGAAGAAUUCCGGACAUUUGUAUUUCCAGAAACCGUUUUUAUCGCCGUUACAGCAUACCAGAAUCAGCUUAUAACCAAGUUAAAGAUUGAUAGCAAUCCAUUUGCCAAAGGGUUUAGAGACUCCAGUCGUUUGUCUGACUUUGAAAGUAAAAAACUGUUUUACAGAGAAAGUGUGGAAGGCCUCAUACAUCAUCACACAUAUGCUCGUUCUCCCCUUAGAUCUUACGGUGACGGUGAAUACGGCGAUGGAGAGCUUUUGAAAUUCCGCGAAUCUCCAUACUCUAAAUCUGGUGAACCGGGUCAUGACAAAAACGGAGCAAUGAUGUUACCACAUUGGGCACUAUGGCGACCAUCUUUAUCAGCACGAGGUUCAUCAGCGUAUUCAAUGGAUCAAAGUUUAUACGCAUGGUACGGCAGUAUGUACGGUAUUCCGGCAUCUGCUACUGCAGCAGCAGCAGCAGCGGCUGGCAUUGUCUUUCCAAACCUGGGACUUCAUCCUUUACAGUUACCCGAAAAUCUUCGAGAUUUACGAAACGCUGCUGCUGUUGCGAAUGCUUAUUCCGGAAUCACACCAUCUGAUAAUUCUUCACAUUUUCUAACUGGCUCGCAUCGAUUCCACCCGUAUUUCGUGUCGGAAGAUGUCAAAAGAGAAGGAGCUUCAUUAGUAGAAGGUUGCCGACCAUGAAUUCCACGAAGCAUUCUCCUGUAGGCACGUGAUUCAAUUAUUUCCGGCGUGUCGAAUGAAAUAUCUCCAAAUUCUUUACUGUCUUCAACAUUUCUUCGAUACACUAUGGUCUAUAAGGACAGCAAAAGAUAAAAGCGAUGAUGAAGAAGACAAAGACGAAGAAGAAAGAAGGCAACCAUAAAUGAAAAGAGACUCUAUAAAUGGCAAAAAUAAUAAAAGCCCCUACAACAAACCCAUCAAAAAUCCUUAAACCUAUGUACCACCAUCGUCACUAAAUGUGUCUCAUAAACAUUGUGCUGCUACACGCUACUCAUCUUUAUUCCCUUCUGAGCUUAUGAGGAAGAACCAUUUAAGAAAAACGGUUGAUAUAUAAGUUAAAACACUGUCUUUCUUGCACUUUGCUUGACGUAUUACUUGGGAUGCUGCUACUCCUGUUGGUUUUACUUCUGCUGUUGAAGUUCCCCGCUUCAUCCUUGCUGAACAAUCAUAUACAAGCAUACAAGAAUAGACACGCCUCAGAUAAACUAGAAACUACGAAAAAUGCAACCACACACACUCACGCACUGUUUCUUACACCUACACAUAGACGCACAAACAUUAAAACAUACACAAGCAUGAAUACAAACAUACAUACACAAAAACAAUCUUAAAAACAAAAAAUAUGGCUUGAAUUAUACAGAAACAUACUCACAAACUUAAGUAAAACUUUGUAAAGUUAUAUACAGAAAUACACACUUAAAUAUGCUCACACCUACACACAUAAACACUCUUACAUAUAAAGAGACAUAAACACAAACAUUUAAAUAGACGCAAGUACAUACAUAUUCUAUUGUUGUAAUCCUCCCUUACAGUGUCAAAGAGGCAUAAAAUACAUUAGGAUUGUACAUGCAUAUAUGGUGUACAUUAGACCUAGUAUUGACUCUGCGAGAUCCUAAGAGUCGCUUCAACAAAAACAUCAUCAUCAUAAACAACAACAACACCGACAACGACAACAGCAACAACAACAACAAAACCACUGCCACAGCAGUAAGAACAGUAAUAAUUAUAAAGGUGCAUAAAUGUGUAUGAAUGACUAUAUAUAUAUAUAUAUAUAUAUAUAUAUAUAUAUAUAUACACACACAAAAAGUGAAUAAAAAUAAUUGAAAUAAAGGUAAAAGUAUAAAAAAUGACAAAGGAAAAAAUCAUCUAGGUUGAAUUCUGCCACUUGAAUAUCCUCAUUAUGUACACGUCUAGUACCUCCAUAUUAACCAAACUCUUCCCCCCCCCCCAUUGAACAACACACACAGAAACAAACAAACAAACUACUUAAAACUAGAGCAGCAACAACAACGAACAAGAAAUCAAAAUGCGGAUUCUAUUACAAAAAAAAAAAAAAAAAAGACGACUGUUUGCAUUUUGGCAAAGUCUAACUUCCUUUUGUUGGAGAAACAAUGUUAGCAUCAGCAUUUGCCACAGCAACAGCAAACAACAACAACAAUAACAACAAUGACAACAAUUAUUGUAAAACAAACUCUUCGGUAUGUGAAAAUAAUCUAUUUCGUUUUAUUAGUGAUAACAAUAACGGGAGCAAAGAAUAUCAUUUGCGAUAGAAGCAGUAAUAUUAGUAGCAAACGCAGUACCAACCAUUCUCACGGACAAACGUGGGAUCCUCAACGUGGUUGUUCAUUCUGCAAGAAAUAAUAAUAAAAUUUCCCUCUAAAAUGAAAUCCUACCAUCUUAAAAAUGAUGAUGUGUUUCUUGCUCAAGGGGAAAACUAGAUGGUUACGGCUAAAAUGCCAUUGAUCAUAGCUCUAUGCAAGCGAACACAAGAGCCGUAUCACCACCACCACCACCAACAACAACAACAACGACGAUGACGACAGCAACAACAACAACACCAACGCCGACAGCACAAGUACGAGAUGAACUACUACAGUAAUGAGAAGAAUUUCAACAUGAAUGCAACAGUAACCACAACACUAACAAAAGCCGGGUCCACACACAACAAGACAUAACGAUAAAGAACAACGGCAGCAACAAUAACAAAGAUGAGUGUAACAUCAGAAACAGCAGCAACAAGAACAAUAACAAAACAAUAAGACAAUAAGAAUAAGAAAAUAGCAAUAAUGACAUUGGUAGCAGCAACAACAAUAACGAAGAGAUUAUUAAACAAUAUUGCACUACAUUUUGCUAUCACAGAAAUGGAGGCAAAGGUAGAAAAAGCAAUAAUAAUAAUAAUAAUAAUAAUAAUAAUAAUAAUAAUAAUAAUAAUAUGAUGAUGAUGAUGAUGAUGAUGAUGAUGAUGAUGAUGAUGAUUAUGGCAGCGAUGGUAAUGGUGUUGGUGAUGAGGACGAUGUCAAUAAUAAUCGGUUCUAUAUUUGCCAGAAGCGCGUCUUACGGAGGAGAAGAUAACUGCGGUUUUCAAAACUAUCGAGCUGGGUUUACAUGGAGUCGAAUGACCAUACGUAAAUAAUGAUGAAUUUUAAUAGUAAUAAUAAUAAUAAUAAUAAUAAUAAUAAUAAUAAUAAUAAAAAUAAUAAUGAUAAUAAUAAACAUUCGAUAACAAAAUCAACAUUAAAAGUAUAAAUGGGAAACAUAAAGCUGGAAUAUUUUAUUGAAAGAAAAACAAAAACAAAAAUAACAGCAAUAAUCAGAUUCCAUUUUGUUGUAAGAGGUCCUAACAUCAAUUCGCAAAAUUUGUUAAAAAUGCCCCCCCCCCCCAAA
Octopus bimaculoides (California two-spot octopus) is the source of this 5184-nucleotide messenger RNA. RefSeq names its product T-box transcription factor TBX20. The record is from RefSeq and is a predicted model, not a curated record. Gene Ontology annotation, molecular function: DNA-binding transcription factor activity, RNA polymerase II-specific; RNA polymerase II cis-regulatory region sequence-specific DNA binding. Gene Ontology annotation, cellular component: chromatin; nucleus. Gene Ontology annotation, biological process: heart development; cell fate specification; regulation of transcription by RNA polymerase II. Lineage: Eukaryota; Metazoa; Mollusca; Cephalopoda; Octopoda; Octopodidae.